AUGAACAUAAAAUACAAGACGCGCAACCAUCCAAUUCAUUCCCUAAAUUUGAAGACAGUCAUCAACCAAGUAAAGAGAAAAAGACAUCGAACGAGCCAUCGCUCGCUCCUCUACCGUCAGAGCGCCCAAAAUACCCUCACCAUAGCAACCAGGGAAGCAAGACCAAACAUUGAAAAUUAA
Molecule: messenger RNA, 180 nt
Organism: Meloidogyne enterolobii
Lineage: Eukaryota; Metazoa; Nematoda; Chromadorea; Rhabditida; Meloidogynidae
Source: the annotation of a GenBank genome assembly